Lactuca saligna is the source of this 1618-nucleotide messenger RNA. The record is from the annotation of a GenBank genome assembly. NCBI's taxonomy places the organism in Eukaryota, Viridiplantae, Streptophyta, Magnoliopsida, Asterales, Asteraceae.
AUGGAGCAAAUCAAUAGAUUUAAAGUGCAGAUCGGUGGUGUCUUGUGGUUUCCUGGUGCGAUGUUUUCCAGUGACAUUUGGUGUUUUCUGGUGGCAGCCAUUGAUUUGCAGCGCAGACGAACUGAAAUGAAAGAGAAGGAUAUGAGGGGUGUAGGGGACCAUUUUAGUAAUUUGUUCCCUCCAUUCGCACUCUAUCACCUACAAGUACAAACACCACAUAUCGGAGGUGUUCCAUCACUCUCACGUGUUCCCGUAUCACAAUUACUCUACUAUAAAUAUAAACACAACAUAUCAUCUCAACGUGUUCACAUCACCAUUGCUCGUUGGAAUUUUGAGAAGAUGGAGUCCGUCGAAUCAGCAGCCAACCUCCGUUCACAAUUCCAUGAAGUUCUUCGUAGUCGCCGUACUCCUAUAGUUCCGACACUACGUGCACUUCAGACGCUACCUGCAGAACUUGUGGUGGAACCCUUAUAUCAGGGAAUACCUGUUGACUUUGAGGUAAUGAGAUCCUACCCGAAAGCACGCAUUAACGUCAAGGAACUGCUCACUGAAGAAAACUUUUACUUACCCACUGAGGAAGGAGAGCAAGGGCGUCUGCCUGUGCUCAUUUUGAGCAUGAAAGAAUGCACACAAUCAAAAAGACCAGCUGUUGUUUUUGUACAUCCAAAAAAUGCAAACAAAGAGUGGCUACGCCCUUCACUUGAGGAUUAUGCUUCACGUGGAUAUAUUGCAGUUGCCAUUGAUUCUCGUUACCAUGGAGAACGUGCUAAAACCCCCACCGCCUAUCAAGAUGUGUGGGACCUUUUAAAGUUGGCAGAUUAUCUAACCACAAGAGAUGAUAUAGACCAUUCCAGGAUAGGAAUAACUGGGAAUUCACUUGGAGGAAUGCAUGCAUGGUUUGCUGCUUUUGUGGAUACAUGUUAUUCAAUGGUUGUCCCCGUAAUUGCUGUUCAGGGCUUUCGGUGGGCCAUAGAUAAUGAUUAAUGGCAUGCUCGAGUUGAUAGUAUUAAGCCUGUGUUUGAAGAAGCAAUGAUUGAUUUAGGGAAGGAAGCCAUUGACAAAGAGGUUGUGGAAAAGGUUUGGAAUAGAAUAGCUCCUGGUUUGGCGUCUGAGUUUGACUCACCUUAUACGGUGCCAGUCAUUGCACUACGCCCUUUGUUGAUUAUAAAUGGUCAAGACGAUCCCCGUUGCCCAAUCGAACGUAUUGAUGUUACCAUAUUUUAAACAUAAAAAGCUUUCGAAUAUGCCCAAUGUUUGAAUCAUUUCAAGGUGAUAAUCGAACCAGGAAUUGGACAUGAUGUGACUCCAUCAAUGCUUAAAGAUGCAAGUGAUUGGCUUGACAAGUUUCUCAAACCAUAGAAACUUCUCAUGCAUAGCUAUGUAUCUUAUGCUCGACUAAAUAUUGUUGUCUAUUGAAAAAGUAUAUCUAUAUCACGUAAAUAAAGAUUUGGCAUCAUUAUUUGUAUUAAACACAUGAAAAGGACUUCCAAUAAACGAAACUUAUUCCAAAUUCAGUUACUCCUUUUCAAUAUUUUUUAUUUUGAAUGUGAUGGUAAAAUUUAAAUACGUGUCUCAAGAUUUGUGUUGUCUAUUUGAAAGAUAUAGUUGUUGGUUAUUC